AAAUUUUCCUGAUCUUUUUCAAAUUUGUCCUUUUUCCAAAGUUUAUACUCUUCUCUCCGCACGCACAAAACAACUCCAAUUCCUUAUAUUAAUCCGUCCAAAAGGAAUUGUCCAAUCGUUAAUUGAGUUAAAGAUAAUUGAAGAAGGACGGAUCUCUAAGAGAAAAAAUAAAAGAGAAGAAGACAAAUGACGGUUGUACCUGCUACAAGUACAGGAGCUGUACAACAAGCUUCUUCGGAAGACAGAGCACAAGAUCCUCGAGUAAUUGCUCUGAGUGGGGCACUCGCUGGGUUUCUCGCCGGUGUUGUUGUUUGUCCCUUGGAUGUUGCAAAGACGAGACUUCAGGCCCAGGGAACGACCAAUUCCAUGAAAUACCACGGUAUUACUGGUACGCUGUCGACGAUUGUCAAAGAGGAAGGAGUUCGGGGCCUGUAUAGAGGUGUUGUGCCCAUUGUUCUCGGUUAUUUCCCAACGUGGAUGAUUUACUUCUCCGUUUACGAAAGGGCUAAAAGAGUGUAUCCAAAGAUUCUCGGUGAAUAUGGUAUAGAUAACGAAUUCGUCACGCAUUCUCUCUCUGCUUUCACCGCUGGCGGUGCUUCAUCGAUUGUGACAAAUCCUAUAUGGGUUGUGAAGACGAGACUUAUGUUACAAACAGGUGAUGGUAAGUCCACAUAUAAUAACAAAGUGUAUUAUAGAGGUACGAUCGACGCUUUCAAAAAGAUGUACAAGAAUGAAGGAUUGCUCGUAUUUUCCAGUGGUCUUGUUCCUUCUCUAUUUGGGCUUUUCCACGUUGCGAUCCAUUUCCCGGUAUACGAAGAAUUGAAGAAACUGUUCAAAUGUGAUCAGCAAGUGGAUCAUAGGUUACCUCGACUCAUCGCAGCCAGUGCAUUAUCAAAGAUGUGCGCAUCAACGCUGACAUACCCUCACGAAAUCUUGAGAACCAGAAUGCAGAUACGAACCAUCAACAGGAACAAGCAUUCCUUGAUAAUGACUAUUGUUAAGAUAUGGAGGAAAGAGGGCUUCUUUGGCUUCUAUUCUGGAUUCACGACUAAUUUAGCAAGAACUGUUCCUGCUAGUGCGGUUACUCUCGUGAGUUUCGAAUACAUUUCACGAUACUUUGCAUGUAAGUCAUUUAUUUAAAAAGGGGACAAAGGGCAUUUAACUUAUUUUACUUAUUAUUAUUCUUAUUUGCAUUGACGAUGGAUGUCAUUACUUGCAUACAGACAACUCCUGUCUUUGGUGCAGUGGACAAAUUGAUUUAAAAAUGGAGAGGACAAGAAGAGACUUGAAACUAAGAUCCCGUGGAUAAGAAACGGCGUUCAAUAAAGACAAGAAACCCUGAAAUGGGAAUUAGACACAUAUUCUUAUUACAUAAUCACAACAUGUAAAUGCCAACAUGA
Williopsis jadinii is the source of this 1400-nucleotide messenger RNA. RefSeq names its product mitochondrial carrier. The transcript has a single exon. The coding region runs from base 187 to 1140 and encodes 317 amino acids. Lineage: Eukaryota; Fungi; Ascomycota; Saccharomycetes; Phaffomycetales; Wickerhamomycetaceae. The record is from RefSeq and is a predicted model, not a curated record. Gene Ontology annotation, biological process: NAD transmembrane transport. Gene Ontology annotation, molecular function: NAD transmembrane transporter activity.